This is a messenger RNA of Temnothorax curvispinosus, 1341 nucleotides long. RefSeq names its product ubiquitin-conjugating enzyme E2 W. The record is from RefSeq and is a predicted model, not a curated record. Lineage: Eukaryota; Metazoa; Arthropoda; Insecta; Hymenoptera; Formicidae. The transcript is spliced from 4 exons. The coding region runs from base 588 to 1073 and encodes 161 amino acids.
UCGUUGACGUUCGAGGGGCGCGCCGAUUUUCCGCGGCGAUUUCACUCGCGCCGAUCGCGCGCGCGCGCGACGACAGCUCUCUUCCGUCGUCCUGUCGUCUUUUAUUACCUUCCUUCUCGCGGACGGAUCCGAUUGGGUUCGCGCGGCGAUCGUCCGUUAUUCGCAUAUCCUCCCUCGCCUCGGUCGUGUUGUAAAAGUACCGUUGUGCAUACAUACAUAUACGUGUAUUCACGCGCGCGCGUGCUUCCGCGUGUGUCUGUGUCUGUGCGACGACGACAAUCGUGCGGAUCGUGCGCUCUGCACCUCGCGACAGCCGACAGCCUCGGCCGUAUCGGCGCGGAGUAGCGAAGCGGAGUCAGCUGCGGAACUGUGCGGAUUGCGGAACCGCCACCGCCACCGUCCGUUUUCCCUGCUUUUUCCCGGUUUUCCCCGCAUGGGCCGCUCGCUCCUCCGCCACGGUUUUUCACGCGAGAAUGCAAGAGAAUCGCGGUAGAACGUGAAGACACGUCUGCUCCCUCCGCGAGGAAGGUACGGACGGCGGAGAGGACGUGCGCCCGCCCGCGAACAGGCCGCGGUUAUGUUUCUCGAUGGAGAGCGCUUUGACGACAAUGGCAGCAACGUCCCCGUCGAAGAGGAGACUGCAGAAGGAGUUGAUGUCUCUGAUACGCGAGCCACCGCCAGGUGUACACGUAGAUGGAGAAUUGGCUGGGCAAAAUUUGACGCAGUGGAUCGUUCACAUGGAAGGCGCUAAAGGCACGCUGUACGAGGGGGAACAAUUUCAGCUGCAAUUUAAAUUCAGCUCCAAAUACCCGUUUGAUUCGCCAGAAGUGACUUUCAUCGGUGGGAAUAUCCCUAUACACCCACAUGUCUACAGCAACGGUCACAUUUGUUUAUCCAUAUUGACAGAGGAUUGGUCUCCUGCUCUCAGUGUGCAAAGCAUUUGCCUGAGUAUCGUUUCCAUGCUAAGCAGCUGUAAAGAGAAGAAGAGACCGCCCGACAAUACGUUUUAUGUGAAAACUUGCAACAAGAAUCCAAAAAAGACAAAAUGGUGGUAUCACGAUGAUAGUGUCUAACAUUGAAAAAUGUGGAAAGAUUUUGUCAACUUGUCAACAUUGAAUUGUUGGACCAAGUGGGAUAACAUCCAAACCUGAUGCAUUAAAUCAAUAGAAUUUUGCAUACAAUAUUAUAUAGUCAAGUCAAUAUAACAAGAAAUUAGACGCGUACUUCAAAAAAAAAAAAGACAAGGCUACAACUUACUUAUUAUUAUUAUAGAGUUAAUGCAAACUGCGUGAGUUGUUUAAUCAUAAAUUAUUACAAUGUUGCUGAUAGUGAAGCGUAUUU